AUGAUUGAUGAGCUGUGUCCGACGCAUUAUAAUACACAACGACCACCGCUAGAAGAUAAACAUGCAAUAUGGUCAUCAUCCUAUAUAAAUCAAGGCAAUCCAACAUCAUCGGCUGGUUCCAUGUUUUGGAUGCCAAACAACAACAUUUACCAUAAGCAAGAUGACGUUCAAGAAGCAACAGCAAAUGAAACGUGUGCAACAAAACAAUACGACAAUGAAGACACUAUAUCGCUUGACCUAUUUACUUUCAACAUGCAACAACACCAAAGUUACAAUCCCAGCUUUACUAUUCAUGAGGAGCAGGCUCCUUCUCAUGCUGGAUUGAAUCGUACCUUGUACCAAGUAGGCGAUGGUAACGAUGCUGUCGCUACUGCACUACGCACAGACAAGAGCACAUCUGCUAGUAACGCCGAUCCAAAUACGCCUUCAUCAACAACAAGCUUAAUAGCACCGAUAAGCAAAGUAGAGCGAGAUGAUGAUCGUUCCAUUUACGACAACAAUAGUAACAUGAUGCCAACGUUACAUCAGCACAACGAUAAAAGCAACGGCUCGAAUGACCGAUCAUACCUUCUUUGUUCAAAGUUACAGGUUACUGAUUACGGGAACGUCCAACGAGAGGAGAAUGAGCAACAUCACCAGUCAUUUGCUAUACCAUCAUCAUCAUCGCCUCACAAUGAACACGCCUUGUCACCACUUCACCCAUCAUCUGUAUCAUCAUCAUGGUGGGCGACCAUGUCUCCUCUUGCAUCAUCAUCAUCCCCUUCUUUAAAACGACAUCCACAGCAACCAGCUUCGUUAUCAUUUAGUGAUUCUGACGCUGUCUUAAAUUUUUUGCAAUCCGAGAGCGAUCCUUUUCCACAGCCUAAUGCACCACCGGAUACGCAACAAUGGAUGCCACCACCUGAUGAAAGAUCAAUGGUAUCACAACAUAGCGCCUUUAAUCAGCAGCAGCAUCAUGAAGGAUCAUCGUAUGCUAUGAUGCCAAGUAAUGGUGGUAGCAUUGACACUGGGAAUCAUCAACUUUUAAUCGACAAUGUGAAGCAAUGGCUCCGAUCUCAUUUACGAAACUAUCUUUUGGCGCCAAAUCCCGUGGCCAUGGGAGAAAGGACCAUUGUAAUCUUAACAGGCAAAGUCGCACAAAAAAGCUAUGGCACUGAAAAAAGAUUUCUUUGUCCUCCACCCACGGUGAUUUUAAGUGGGAGUACUUGGUGGUCGGCUAGCAACAAUGAAGGAGGAGGGGGCAAAGUGCUACCGCCUAUACUCAAGGUGGUCAUGUCGACUGAAACAUCCGAGAUUCAAGAGGGGCAGGUUGAUUGGUAUUCUACAUCGGGUGCCUUGGUGGGUCAAACAGGCUUUCCACCACCGCCUCCUCCUCCUUCCCCUGCAUUACACGUUGCACAGCAACCUUCAUCUUGUUUAUCAGGACGAAAUUCCCAUGGUCGUAUUAGAGCAAGCUUUGAUAGAAGCACUAUUAGCACCACAGAUCGAGAUUGGUAUCGAAUUCCUAAAGGAGAUCCUUUGGUGGGCGGCAAGUGUGUCCUCAAGCAAUUGUAUGUCAAUGAUGUCGAAGAAGGAAGGCGUAAACAAGUUGAAUGCUUAGCCCGUAUCCACUUGGCUGAUGGUACCAUGGUUGGCACGCUGGCGAGUCGAUCUAUCAAGGUUAUCAGCAAACCAAGCAAAAAGCGGCAUAAUUCAGCAAACUUGGAUUCUUGCAUUCGUCACGGCACGCUUGUUUCUCUGUUUAAUCGUAUACGAUCGCAAACGGUGUCGACAAAGUACUUGGGUGUAUCAGCAUCACCUUGUCAAUCCAAUUCUUCAGCCACCACGCUACCAUUUAUUUACCCUGGCCAAUGUCAUGGUGAUCAACCACCACCAUCCAAAGACAAAUGCUUUAGUGCACGCACUGGAAGCUGGGAACCAUUUGUCAUUUGGUUAGUAGACACUCAAUGGAAACCAGAGCAACAUCCAAAUAAUGGACAUAGCGCUCAAAGACAGCAAGCAAGUGGAAGACAAGAUGACAUUGCUGACGAGUAUAUUGGUGCCAAUUGUGCAUCAACAUUACGAGGAGGAGUACCCUAUCCUUCACCACCUGCUAUAGCCAUCAAGAAUCGAACACACCAACCGUUAACGAUUCACUAUAAUCAACAUGUCGUUCUUCAAUGUCUUACCACUGGUUUGGUGAGCCCUGUAAUGAUUAUUCGCAAGGUCGAUCGUGCAUCCAAUGCUGUUUUCGGUGGUGCUAGUAUAAGGCAUUGCUAUCCACACGCAAGUAAAAGCAUGUAUGGUGGCGAGUUUGGUGACGAGGUCCUUGGUGAACCUGUAUCGCAGUUGCACAAGGUUGCAUUUCAAAUGGUUACCGAGGAUGUAUCAGCAUCUGGAAAUCGACAUCAUCAGAACGAUUCAAUGCCACAGUGUGGGGGAUCAUCAACCUAUUUGGCAUGUUUCCAUGAUACCGUUGGCAUGCAUCGCACCAGCAAUACUCGUAAACCCAUGCCACAUGCAGCCCAACAACAUCACGAUUUGGAUACACGUCUUCCAACACGUCGUCGAAUAGCAUCAAUGGGUGGCAAUAGUGCUUACAUUGGCGUUCCUCAUCUACCUACUACUACGGCAAAUGGUUAUCAUCAACAACAAGAUUUGAAAGCUGAGCCUCGAUCUUUUCAAAAACGUAGCCGAUCGAUCAGCGGUGGUGAAGGCAACAUACGAUUUUCCUCGUCAGCUGGUGUCUUGGAUCCUACGAGUUGGACCGAGCUUGGGGCUUAUUGGUCUGAAAAAGUACCCGAUUCAACUAUUUGGACCAUUGUUGGCACAGAGUGCGCAAAGUAUACAAUAUGGCAACCUUCACCACAAGCAUCAUCGGACAAUCCACAGCAUAUGAUCCCUCGCGUCUUUAGUUACUCUCGCUCUCCUUCUAGCACGGCUCAAAAAGACAUCAGUGAUCCCGAUUCAUCGCAAGAGCACGAUUAUAUAAGCCUAUAUGGGGAGCAUUUUUCAGAUCAACUUGAUGUUUGGUUUGGUGAUGUACGAUCCAGCCGUUGCGAACAUGUGGGUCGUGGACAAAUUGUAUGCAAGGUACCUCCAAAGAAUACAUUAAUCAACGCGGUAGGCGUUAUAUGGAAAAACGAACGCCUAUGCAGAAUCCCUCUACUAUUAGCCACCAAAGAUGGCAAAGCCGUAUACAAGGCCAACAAGCAUUAUGCAUUCUCACCCUAA
Messenger RNA from Lichtheimia ornata, 3213 nucleotides. RefSeq lists its product as uncharacterized. Gene Ontology annotation, biological process: regulation of transcription by RNA polymerase II. Gene Ontology annotation, molecular function: RNA polymerase II cis-regulatory region sequence-specific DNA binding; DNA-binding transcription activator activity, RNA polymerase II-specific. Bases 1 to 3213 code for a protein of 1070 amino acids. The transcript is spliced from 5 exons. Gene Ontology annotation, cellular component: nucleus. The record is from RefSeq and is a predicted model, not a curated record. Lineage: Eukaryota; Fungi; Mucoromycota; Mucoromycetes; Mucorales; Lichtheimiaceae.